Messenger RNA from Engraulis encrasicolus (European anchovy), 2036 nucleotides. It is a transcript of the gene coro1b, whose product is annotated as coronin, actin binding protein, 1B. The record is from RefSeq and is a predicted model, not a curated record. NCBI's taxonomy places the organism in Eukaryota, Metazoa, Chordata, Actinopteri, Clupeiformes, Engraulidae. Gene Ontology annotation, biological process: cell migration; actin filament organization. Bases 460 to 2028 code for a protein of 522 amino acids. Gene Ontology annotation, molecular function: actin filament binding. The transcript is spliced from 11 exons.
GCAGGUUCACACUACGAUGGAUGAAAUGAGCGGUGUCUAUUUACACGCCUACGCAUCUUCCAUGCAUUUAACUAGACCUACCGUUUUUUGAUAACAAGCUAUUUUAAAAAUCGUUAUGCUUACUUGGCUGAGUACUCCGUUAAAUAUCGAGACAUAUAAUUUAUGCAAGUAAGUUGGGCCUAAUGUCGAUUUUUCGUAUUUUCAACCAGCUUCAGUAUCCGAGUACGAUUAUUCCAUUGGCCAUACCUGGCACGCCAAAAGGAUCAUUUUGCAUGUGAAACAUCCUCAUCUCUGUCCAAACACGGGGGAACCUCUCUUUUAUACUCUUACUGCAACUUGGACACAGUCAGCAAAGGAUUAAGUUACUUCUGUGGAGGGAUUAUUUAUUGACUCCCUUUGCUUCAUCGGUUGCAAUCGGGUGUCCCUUGCACAUACGUCACAUUUGAUCGAGUUUGAGCCAUGUCGUUCCGACGAGGCGUGGUGCGGCAGAGUAAGUUCCGGCACGUGUUUGCGCAGGCGUGGAAGGCGGAGCACUGUCUGGAUGACGUGCGGGUGACGCGGGUGACCUGGGAGGCGCCGCUGUGCGCCGCCAACCCCAAGUUCAUCGCCGUCAUCGUGGAGGCCGGCGGCGGCGGCGCGUUCCUCGUCUUGCCCCUCAACAAGAGUGGCCGCAUCGACCAGAACACCCCGACCGUGUGUGGCCACGCGGCGCCCGUGCUGGACGUACAGUGGUGUCCCCAUGAUGACAAUGUCAUUGCGAGUGCCUCAGAAGACUGCACAGUCAAGGUAUGGCAGAUCCCAGACGGGGGCCUUAAGGCUCCGAUGACGGAGGCCGUGGUGACACUGGAGGCACACAGCAAGAGAGUAGGGAUCCUGGCAUGGCACCCCACCGCACUCAACAUACUCAUGACCGCCGGCUGUGACAACAUGCUGUGCAUCUGGGACGUGGGCACGGGCGAGUUGGUGUACCAGCUGAGCGAUGCCCACCCGGACCUCAUCUACAGCGUGUGCUGGAACAGGGAGGGCAGCGUCGUGUGCACCACCUGUAAGGACAAGGCACUGCGCGUCAUCGACCCACGCCGCGGCACCGUGCUCAAGGUGAAGGAGAAGGCUCAUGAGGGUACGAGGCCCAUGCGGGCAGUCUUCCUGUCCGAUGGCAAGAUCCUGACUACAGGCUUCAGCCGCAUGAGCGAGAGGCAGCUGGCAUUAUGGGACACGAGGGAUCUCUCGGAGCCCAUGGCUGUGCAGGAGAUGGACACCAGCAAUGGGGUGCUGCUGCCUUUCUACGACCCAGACACCAGCAUGGUCUAUCUGUGUGGAAAGGGUGACUGCACCAUCCGCUACUUUGAGGUGACAGACGAGUCCCCGUAUGUGCACUUCAUCAGCCUCUACAGCAGCAAGGAGCCUCAGAGGGGGGCCGGAUUCCUCUGCAAGAGGGGCGUCGACGUCAACAAGUGCGAGAUCGCCAGGUUCUUCAAGCUUCACGAGCGGAAAGUGGAACCCAUCUCCAUGACCGUACCUCGCAAGUCCGAUCUCUUCCAGGGUGACCUGUACCCCGACACAGCCGGGCUGGAGCCCUCCCUGCUGGCGGAGGAUUGGAUAGCCGGCCAGGACGCCCCGCCCCUCCUCAUCUCGCUAAGCGGCGGCUACGUGGCCCCGUCCUCCAAGCAGAGAGACACCCUGAGGGGGCGGCCCAAACUGCCGCUGCAGAGCACGAACUCCGCCCCUCCGAGCACCACCGCCGCUUCCACCACCUCCGCCUCCCCCUCCUCCGCUACCCCACCCGCUGCCGCCCCCUCCUCGGCAACCCCCGUCGCCCGGGAGAUGGAGGUGGUGGAGACUCCCGUACCGGCCAAGGUGGUUCAGGAGACGGAGGGGGUAACGGUGGACAGGGAGAGGAAGGAGGAGGAUAUACUGAGCGAUGUCCUGGCGGAGGUGCGGGCGUUGAAGGCGGUGGUGCUGGCCCAGGGCAGACGCAUCGACAUGCUGGAGCGCCAGCUGACUCGCAUUGAGGACGGAGACGUGUGACGCACCCC